Messenger RNA from Panicum virgatum (switchgrass), 1905 nucleotides. RefSeq names its product zinc finger MYM-type protein 1-like. The transcript has 3 exons. NCBI's taxonomy places the organism in Eukaryota, Viridiplantae, Streptophyta, Magnoliopsida, Poales, Poaceae. Gene Ontology annotation, molecular function: protein dimerization activity. The coding region runs from base 1 to 1905 and encodes 634 amino acids. The record is from RefSeq and is a predicted model, not a curated record.
AUGUUGCCCAAGAAACAAUUGUCAGGUGCUCAGAAAAGAAAAAAGAGAAAACAUGAUGAUCAAUUGGCUGAAUCGCAAAGGGGUGCUUUACAUAAGUUUUUUGUCAGUUCAAGUAAUGCUGAUGUCAAUGAAGUUGGGCAGGAAUCUGAUCAUGGGCAGCAGGAACAUGAUCAUAAUUUAAAUGCAGAAGAUGAAAUCAAUGAAGAUGGUCCAAUGGAUGAAGAUUUAAUUGCAGAAAUUGAUGCAAUGGAGGAUACAAUGUGGCAGGAAAAUUUGCAUCCCUCAUCUGAUCAUGAAAAUUCAAAUGGUGAUGAACUAGAUGGUUCUGGUUUAUCAAUCUAUGAUCCUAGAACAUGGGAUAAUCUUGACAAUCGCACAAUUGAAAUGAUUGCUGAGUUUGAUCCUGUGAUGCAAGAACAUAUUAGGCGCAUUAAAAGUAAUGAAAUUCAUAAUCAUUAUCUUGGCCACAAUAUUCAGAAUGAGUUAAUUUCUCUUCUUGCUGAUGCCGUGAAGGAGUAUAUCUUGAAGAUUGUCAAGGAUGCUAAGUAUUUCUUUGUUAUCUUGGAUUGUACCCCAGAUGCGAGCCAUCAGGAACAGAUGACCCUAAUUGUGCGUUGUGUCAAUAUGUCAAGUGGCAUUCCAAGAGUGGAGGAGUUUUUUCUAGGGUUCUUAAAGGUUGAUGACACAUCAGGGUUGGGUCUUUUUGAGGUGUUGAUAGAUACAUUGAAGAAAUUGGAUUUGAAUGUUGCUGAUGUGAGAGGUCAAGGUUAUGACAAUGGACAAGCUAUUUCAUUCUUUGGUGUUAUACAACGGAUAUAUGCAUUAUUUGCACGCUCUACUAAAAGAUGGAAGGUUUUGUUGGACAAUGUUCCAAAAUUGACUGUUAAACCUUUAUCUAAUACUCGCUGGGAGAGUCGAAUAAAAAGUGUGCAACCUAUUCGGUACCAAACUCCCCAAAUAAGAUCAGCCUUGCAGAAAGUGGAGGAGGUUUGUACUGAUGACCCAUCAGCAGUAAGUGAUGCUCAAGCUUUGGUUGGUACACUUGAGAAUUUUGAAUUUAUAGUUGGUAUGGUUAUUUGGCAUGAUGUUUUAUUUUCUAUAAACAUGGUGAGCAAAAAGUUGCAAUCUAAGAUUGUGUGCAUGGAUACUACUCUCAAACAAAUUGAAGGGGUUAUCUCAUAUUUUCAAAAGUAUAGAGUCGAAGGCUUCGACUCUAGUAUUGAGGUUGCAAAAGCCAUUGCAGCUGAUAUGGAUAUAGAGCCAAAAUUUCCUACAAAGCGCCAAAGUAAAAGGAAGAAGCAAUUUGAUGAAACAAGUGAUGAAGAAAUGCAGCUAUCAGCUAUGGAAUCAUUUAGAGUCAAUUACUUUAUUGUCAUUGUUGACACGGCAAUUGCUUCAUUGACUAGUCGAUUUGAGCAGCUGAAGACAUUUGAAAAGGUGUUUGGUUUUCUAUUCAACUCAGAUAAUUUGAAGUCCUUGGAUAAUAACGAUCUACGUAAGCAUUGCACUACUUUUGCAGAAGUUUUUUCUCAUGAUAAUUCAUCUGAUGUUGAUCUAGAUGACUUUUUCUCUGAAUUAAAAGUACUGCAAGUAACUCUGCCAGAUGGUUUUAUGUCAGCCCUAGAGAUUCUUCAGUUUGUUACAACUGUAGAUUGCUAUCCAAAUGUCUCUAUUGCAUAUCGGAUCCUCUUAACUGUGCCGGUGACUGUAGCAUCAGCUGAAAGAAGUUUCUCAAAACUGAAACUACUGAGAAAUUGUUUGAGAACAACUAUGUUACAAGAAAGAUUGAAUGGCUUAACUAUGUGCAGCAUUGAGAAAGAUAUUUUGGACAACCUUGAUCUAGAUACGAUUAUUAAUGAUUUUGCAUCAAGAAAUGCCCGAAGGAUCUUUUUUGUCAAGAACUGA